AUGUCGGACGAGAACAUCAGCGAGAAGCAUGACGCCGCGACUGUUGAGAUGCUGCGUCGCUACCAAACAGCUGAGAGUGUAUUGCUUCCGAUUCCCCGCGAUGCCUUUGAAAAGCUCUAUCUGAGCCCCAAGACACCGGCGGCCGGUAACCUUCGUCGUACCUUUGGUAACCCGACUCCCAUCUCGCUACUGGGCUUCUUGCUCGCUGCGACACCGGCUGCGAUGUUGACUAUGGGCUGGGGUAACUCGGGCGGAAAUGGCGGCGCUAUCCUACCCGUCUAUAUUUUCUUCGGUGGUAUGGUCCAGAUCUUCGGAGCAGUGGGCGAGUGGAUUCUCGGAAAUACCUUCUCGAGCGCCCUCUUCUUCACAUACGGAACCUUCUGGAUUGUCCAGGGUACAUCUCAAAUUCCCUGGUACGGCGUUGGAACCAAUUACUCCCCCACUGGCAAUUCCCUUGAGGGCAUGCAGACACCGGAAUUUGCUGCAACCACCGGUCUGUACUAUGCUAUCCUUGCCAUCCUAACAUUCGUCUACCUCAUCUGUUCCAUCCGAACAAACGUCUGCCUCUUCCUCGCCCUAUUCCUGCUGGUCAUCACAUUUGCCUUGACCGCUGCGACAUUUUUCCAGAUGUCCGUGGGCAAUCUCGCUCAUGCCGCAACACUAGAGAAGACCGCCGGUGGUUUCAACUUUGCUCUGUGUCUACCAAUCUGGUGGAUCUUCAUUGCUCAGAUCUUUGAGGCUGUCGAUUUCCCGAUUACGAUCCCGGUCGGUGACCUGAGCACGGUGAUUCUCGGAAAGAGCCAGAAGGCGAAGAAACGUGAGGCUGAGGGCUAG
Penicillium subrubescens is the source of this 834-nucleotide messenger RNA. Its product is annotated as putative plasma membrane ammonium transporter (Ato3). The coding region runs from base 1 to 834 and encodes 277 amino acids. Gene Ontology annotation, cellular component: plasma membrane. NCBI's taxonomy places the organism in Eukaryota, Fungi, Ascomycota, Eurotiomycetes, Eurotiales, Aspergillaceae. The transcript is spliced from 5 exons. The record is from RefSeq and is a predicted model, not a curated record. Gene Ontology annotation, molecular function: acetate transmembrane transporter activity.